ACUAAAAACAAUAUUUAUUAAAGAACUAAAUACGGAAAAUAUACAAUUGGAAGUGUGUGAAUAGAAAACCCAAAGUGCCAAAAGAAAAUAAAAUUUAAAAAAAUUUCAUUAAUUACUAUUUAAAUAAAAUUAAAAUGAAAGCUUAUAACUGGAGCUGGAGAUUCGUUUUCAUAUCGCUGGCGAUUGCUGUUCAAUGUGCUUCAACUAGAAAUAUUCGAGUCAAAAAACAAACCCCAAAUGUUGAAGCAGAUUUCUGCAAAUAUCUGCCUGAUGGCUUUUAUGAGUAUCCAUACGACUGUGCUGCGUACAUUUCAUGUAUCGACUCGAAAGCGUAUCUCCAAUACUGCUCUAGUGGGAAGCUAUUCAACAAAGAUCUACAGAUUUGUGACACGCCCGAUUCUGUUGAUUGUAGCGCAAAGCCAAUCCCUGACCCGGAAUGCCUGAAUGUUCCCAACGGAAGUGUGUUUCCUGUGAUAGACCAAUGCAAUGCGUUCAUGGUUUGCAUUGAACACCAAGCUGUACUGCAGACAUGUCCCGAUCAUUAUCUUUUCAAUCCUGUUAUACUUGUAUGCGAUGAUCCCAAUGAAGUUGUCUGCUAUAGUGAUCAGACUACUACUACACCACUGACAACCACACAAAAUCCAAAAACAACGACCGAAGCAUUUACAAAAUGUGUGGGAGAAAAGUCUGGUACUACCUUCCCAUAUAUUGAGGACUGCCAACAGUAUAUUUUGUGCCUCGGCGACGAUCAAUAUUACAGAGCGAGUUGUCCAGUUAAUGCCUGGUACGAUCCAAAGACUGGCGAUUGUGGACGUGAUGUGUCGAAGACAGCUUGCCAGGAAGAUGAAACAACAACCACCGUAGCAACAACUAUAACGCAAAGUCCACAAGAUCGCUGUGUUGAUCAGGAGCUAGGUGUUUCGUAUCCAAUAGUCACUGACUGUACAAAGUAUAUGUUGUGUUUGGGUGACGGAGAGUCUGUGAUUGUUGACUGUAUAUAUAAUGCUUGGUUCGAUCCCGCGACGGGCAAUUGUGAGCAGAACGUAUCGCCCACAGCGUGCCAGGAGAGUGUUAUCACUACAACCACCACAGCACCACAGACAACUGCAGGGACAACAACCACAGCACCGAAUACUGCAGGGACAACCACACUGAAGCCGUCGACAACAACCGAUCAGCCAGAUUCUAAGAUUUGUGCCGGAGUACCAAAGGGACAAUAUGUUAACUAUCCAGAUAAUUGCCGCAAAUAUAUUAUUUGUGUAGAGCCUGUGCCUAUAGCAUUCCACUGCAUUCAGGGAUAUUUCUUCAGUGCAGCACUGCAGCAGUGUGUGGAUUGGGCUCAAAGUGAUUGCGAAUCCAUUGGCACCACAAUGAUGCCACUUCCACCGACGCCUGCUCCUGACACCUGCAUAAAUGGUAAAGGAAAUACACUUCCAUUCACAGAAAAUUGUCAGUGGUUUAUUCGUUGCAUAAAUGAUAAAGUCUAUAUGAUGGGCGUUUGCGGCAUCGGUGAGUAUUACGAUCCCAUUAGUGGUGAAUGUGGUGGCACUGUAGCGCCCGACGCCUGUCUCCAGAGUUACGACCCAACUGCAACAACAACAACCGCUUUGCCGUCAACUACAAUGACUACAAUGACUACGACAGUUUCAACAACAACAACAACGACACCAACAUCACAGCCCGAUCCUUUUGAUCCUUGUGCGGGCGUCGAGGAGGGUGUCCUGGUGCCCUAUCCCAAUGACUGCACCAAAUUCCUUCAGUGUUAUUCGCCCAAUCCACUGAUCUUCAAUUGUGCUGAGGGUCAAGAGUUUAGUCCUUCACUCAAGCGCUGCAUGGCUCCCUGGUAUGCCAACUGCACCAUGACUGCAACAACUGCCAAACCUCUGACUUCUACUACCAAAUUACCUGUGACAAUAACAACAACAACAGAGUCCAAUCAAUCGCCUAAUGACAUCUGUGAAGGUAAACCUGAAGGCUCACUAGUGCCAUAUCCGCACAAUUGCUCCAAAUAUAUUGUAUGCCAAGAGCCCAUUGCUGUGGGCUACGACUGUCCAGAUGAGCAGGAGUUUAAUGUAGUUGUCAUGAGCUGCACGGACGCACAACUGGCUAAUUGCAUUGCAUAAGAUAAAGCAUGGAAACCGUUCUAACUGGAAUUCUAAUCAAAUGAGUAUAGGAAAAUUACGAAAAUGAAGGCCAGGCUUUGAAUAUUCAUGUCGAAGUUAUACUUUAUGAUGAUGACUCUUAAUGGAAGAUAAAAUAGUCGGAUGUCAAUUCUAAAAUUCGGAUGUGGUUAGACUCUUCUGAUUAAGAAUUCAAAUUAACUGCAAGGCUUUUCGAAUUUCACGAUAUUUAAAAAAAAAUUAAAUGCGUACUUACAGUAAAAAAAAAAAAAAA
Molecule: messenger RNA, 2394 nt
Organism: Drosophila mojavensis
Lineage: Eukaryota; Metazoa; Arthropoda; Insecta; Diptera; Drosophilidae
Exons: 2
Coding region: 135-2123 (662 amino acids)
Cellular component (GO): extracellular region
Molecular function (GO): chitin binding
Source: RefSeq, a predicted model, not a curated record